Messenger RNA from Colletotrichum chrysophilum, 1719 nucleotides. RefSeq lists its product as uncharacterized. Gene Ontology annotation, molecular function: catalytic activity. Lineage: Eukaryota; Fungi; Ascomycota; Sordariomycetes; Glomerellales; Glomerellaceae. The transcript has 4 exons. The coding region runs from base 1 to 1719 and encodes 572 amino acids. The record is from RefSeq and is a predicted model, not a curated record.
AUGGCCGAGAAAGCAUAUUCAGCCGUCGCUGAAACGAAGCGCAUUCUGGACUUUGUCCUCGACACCGUGCAGAUACCUGCUGAAGCUGAAAAAAUCACCAAAAAUGUGCAGCUCACUGCGACUCGCGACCUGCCGUACUUUCCUAUCCCCUUUAAGGAAACGGAGUUGGCCUCAGCUUUGAAGGCCAUUGAGGGUGGUGUUGCUGGAGCGCUUGCAGCUACCAAGUUUGGAACCAACACUGAGCCAAAGGUCACAGUGAGCUUGGAGAAGAGCACUGCGUUCUUGAUUCAGGCGUAUUUGGCGACUGUUGGCGGCUAUGGAAAGUUGGACAAAGAGGUCAAGAAGAUGCUAAAAGACACGGACUUGCUGAAGGCGCAGUCCGAUCCGUACCGUCGCAUGUCGGCAAACUUGUACGAGACUAAGUCAAGAGGAGAGUACUACCAUAUUCAUGGAUCACUUGAGGCAUCAACGACUCUUGGCAUGAUAGGCUUGGAGCCGUUCAGACCGGACCUGAAGGAUGAUCAUGACGCAAUUGUCGAUGCAAUUGAAUCUCAUGUAAAGAAUUUCACCACCGAAGAGCUCGAGCGCAUGAAUGCAGAGAAACGCCAGGCUGGCGUACCCGUACUCAAGCAUGAAGACUUCCUCCGCACACCUCAUGGCAAGACAAACGUCAGCCUCCCUCCAUGGAGCGUUGACAACCUGGAGAACUCAACACCUCCAACGCCGCUGCCUAGCACAUCUGACAAGCGCAUCCUGUCCGGUGUCAAAGUGCUUGAGCUGUGUCGCAUCAUCGCUGGGCCGGUAAUCGGACGUAUCUUGGGCGAGUAUGGCGCGGAUGUAUUGAAGAUUACGAGCCCCAACCUCAGCGAUGUCCCAUUUUUCCAGGUUGAUGGCAACAUGGGAAAGCAUGCCGCCGACCUGGAUCUCAAGACGCCAGAGGGAAGAAAGCAGUUUGAAGCCCUGCUAGCGGAAGCGGAUGUCGUUCUUGACGGGUAUCGGCCUGGUGCCUUGGAAAAGCUCGGUUACGGCGCGACUGCUCUGACCAAACUCGCCAAGGACCGCGGAAAGGGUAUCGUCUACGUCAACGAGAACUGCUUCGGGUAUCAGGGCGAGUGGGCUUCACGGCCUGGAUGGCAACAGAUUGCAGACUGCGUCAGCGGUGUGGCUUGGGCGCAAGGCCGCUUCAUGGGGCUGGAUGAGCCGGUUGUUCCCCCUUUCCCCAUUUCUGAUUACGGAACGGGCUGCAUGGGUGCCAUUGCGGCUCUAACCGGUCUCUACAACAGAGCUACCAAGGGUGGCUCGUGGCACGGCAAAGCAUCUCUCCUGCAAUACGAUCUGCUCCUCAUCAAAGUUGGACAGUACCCAGAAGAAGUCAGGCGCGAGCUGUUGAAGUUGGCGGGCGACGACUUCCUCGCUCUGAGACACAGUCACAGCGUCGAUCAGAUCUCAGGCACGGCACUGAAAGCCAUGAAGCGCUAUGCGCCGGAGCUUUUCAGCUCGAAGGAGAUUCGCGAAAAGUGGUACUCCAAGGGAUACAAGGCAGAGGUUGAGGCCGUAAGACCUGUGGUCAAGAUUGACGGCAUCGAUAUUGGAUUCAAGAGAGCGAGCAGGCCAAACGGCACAGAUCCAGCAAGUUGGGAUUUCGGACCGGAAGAGGAUCAUCUGAUAGAAGGUCACACCAACGGUAUCAACGGCACGAAUGGCGUUGUGAAAGGUUGA